This is a messenger RNA of Colletotrichum scovillei, 3598 nucleotides long. RefSeq lists its product as uncharacterized. The transcript is spliced from 5 exons. Gene Ontology annotation, molecular function: RNA polymerase II cis-regulatory region sequence-specific DNA binding; DNA-binding transcription factor activity, RNA polymerase II-specific. NCBI's taxonomy places the organism in Eukaryota, Fungi, Ascomycota, Sordariomycetes, Glomerellales, Glomerellaceae. The record is from RefSeq and is a predicted model, not a curated record. Bases 764 to 3244 code for a protein of 826 amino acids. Gene Ontology annotation, biological process: regulation of DNA-templated transcription.
CCAAACUGUUCCCCCAAGCCGCCGUACCUUCCUCAACAUCAGUCACGCCCUUCAUCCUCUUCCUCAUUCCUGGCCGCCAACUGACUGCCUUUCCUCUCGCCUGAAUGACUACAAGUCCUGCCCGUGCCCAUAUCGCCUGAACAAACCUUCGCGCUUCUUCCAUUUUGUCGUCUUUCACCCUGCGAUUUGCGUCCUGCGAUACUUCGCCCACUCGGUCGCCCAGCUACCCAUGUCUUGCUAGUCCGGCAAUCUCCUGUCCUCCCGGCUCCGACCGACCCACUACGGACCGGUAAUUGAACUGCAUCAACCUUGCCCCCUUCGCUUCGUUGUCCGGAUUUCUCUUCGUCCGAAGACAUCAAUCUAGAGGCCAACGCCCCCAUCUGCGCCGGCCUGAGGCUUAUUCGGUCGAGGAACGGCUCAUACUUUGGUGGACUUGGACUCGGGUCGAGUCAAGCACCUCUUCGCCACGCAUUGAACAUAGGAAAGGUGGUUGGGUAUCAAGUUUAGGUGACCUUGGUUCAAUCUUGAGUUGGUUACCCUCCUCUCUUUAUCCAUCAAAUGAGCCCAUCAGCACUAUAAGGUUAUCACCUCAUUUCGGGCCAGUGCCUAUUGACUUGAUACUAUACACAUGCGUUCUUCUAGUCAAUACAACAUGUGCCUAACGCCAUGCGAAUAGUUCCCAGUUGGAGUCAUCAGGUCUAGUCGGUUCCUACCAAAUUUCCGCCGAGCUCUGGUCGAUGAAAGCCUGCCUCAGACUAUAAUCAUGGAUCCUACGAAGCAAAACCAGAUGGCUUCUAUGCAUGGCUCAGACACACGAGCCAGUAUGGAUAAGACGACAAAUCAGGGCUUUCCUCCCCAAAAGACGGCACCAGUGCCAUGGGCAUUGAUGAACUUCUACGGAAGUGACAACCCACAACCAUGGGUUCCUGCCGGAAUCUUUCCCGACUCUCAUCAAACUCAGCAAUUGAAUGUCUCAGGCGAUCCUCGGCGCCGCAAUCAGGCUCACUUCGGGGGCGGAUGGAGGAGCCCUCUCGCUUCAGAAUGCGGUACCGUACCACAAUACUUGCCUUCAGACUCUGGUUAUGAGAGUAGGACCAAGCAUAGCGUUGAUAACGCAUCUGUCUUCAACGAUGUGGACCGAAGUCAAGACACUCACAGUAUCUCGGGCCAACUGUUGGACUUUCAACUGGGCCCAACGCCUGCCGAGUCUCACUGGAACCUAGGGGCUACUCCCAUGUCAGUGACACAUCAUGGAGCGGCCGAUAAUAAGCUGGUUUGUGACCACUGCCGUGCUAUCUGCAAGACCAAGUCGGAAUUGAACAAACAUCACCAGCGUCAUCAGAAAGCCUUCAAGUGUGAUGUUCAAGGAUGUACCCGUGCAGAGGGGUUUGGCACCCAAAAUGACCUUGAGAGACACAAAGGAAGUGUGCACCCCGAGCUCUUCAACUCGGGUCCGCGAUAUCGCUGCCAUAAAGGAACAUGCUCAGCGAAGAGCAAGAUAUGGCCGAGAGCCGACAAUUUCAGGCAACACCUGAAGCGGGUGCAUAGUAUCAUUCUGAAUCCCGAGGAUGAUCUUAGCGAAUAUGUUGUCCAAAGCACCCAGAGGCCAUUGGGAGAAACGUAUCACCAAAGUACACAAGACGUCCUUGAAGGUGUGGGCGUGGGCUCGGAGGUGUACUACCAGGCUCCUUCUAUUGCCUGGGGCGAUAGUACAUCGCCAAUGUAUGACGAUGUUCAACUCUCCCCUCAGCAUCCAGGAAAUGGCUUGGAGAUCAGCCUCAUCGACCCGUCCUUGACGCAGAUUGGCGGCUCAGCGCGAGACGUCUGUCUUGAAUCAUCCAUUGCGGAUAAGGCCAUUCCCAACUCCCCAUUGCACGAAAUUGAUGGCCAAUCGGUCUGCGACAGCCCUCAAUCUCACCACCAAUAUGUGCAGCCUGGAGAAGUUUCGAAAGCGCCAUCUCCAAGGACCAUGAUUGGAGAGCGGAUGAUCCAAAGAUCCAACUUCAGUCGCGAAGGCAAUUCCGCGAGCGUUCCUGCCGCCAUGGAUUUGAAUAUGAACCUCAAUACCAAUGGAUCAAGCAGAGCCCGCAACGAGAUUUUCGAGACCUCUCCGAUAGACCCCUUGAAUUCCGAGAUCACUAGCACUAACUCGAUUCCUUGUGCUUCGGACGAGACUAUUCUGAGGAGCCAGCCUGCCAACAAGGAUUCGGCCCAGGGGGAGCAAAUCUUCAACCAGCCUCUUCCCGCAUCUCCAAACAAGAGUAUGAGUGAGCAGGCCAUGCUUGAGUUCCUCUCAAAGAUGCCUCAAAACGUCAUUGAGACAUUUAUAAAGGCACGGAUGGAAACGCCUCUUCAGAAAUCCACACCGACCACAAACGGCAGUGCUGACGGCCAGCAUCGGUGUUCGGACUCUGCCUGUGAUAAAGUGUUCAACCGCAGGUGUGAACUUAAGAAGCACAUGAAGCGCCAUGAAAAGCCGUAUGGAUGCACUUUUGCCGGUUGCAAAAAGAAGUUCGGCAGCAAAAAUGACUGGAAACGUCACGAGAACAGCCAGCAUUUCCAGCUUGAGGUAUGGAAGUGUUCCGAAGGACGGUCUGAAGGCGACAAUGAGAGUUGUGGCAAGGUUUGCCAUCGUCGGGAAACUUUCCGAAGUCAUCUUCAAAAGGAACACAAGAUGGACGACUCCUCCAAUAUCGAGAAGGUCCUCGAGGAGUGUCGCGUUGGACGAAACGGAGAACCAAAGUUCUGGUGUGGCUUUUGUGUCAAGAUCGUCGACAUCAAAAAGAAGGGUACGAACGCCUGGGGCGAAAGAUUCGAUCAUAUUGACAACCACUACGCUGGACGUGAGGGCUUAGUCAAGAAGGACCACUCCCAGUGGGUAGCUGUCGAUCCUGACUCGCCAGACGUCGACCUCACCGGAUCUUCGGACGACUUGAGCGAUGCAGACUCGGCCGAUGACAUUGUUGUCAUCUCUGGCUCACGAAAGUCGACGAUCAAUGGAAGAGGUGUCAAUCGUCAGUCAAGAAAGAGAGGCCUGGACGAUGGCGCCGAGCAGCCCAGCCGUAAGCGGAUGACAACAUUCAUGUGGGAAUGCUGCUCGUGUAAAUGGGACGCAGACCAUAAAGUGCAUUCGGCUUGUGUGAAUUGCUCUCACGUGCGUUGUGGUCAAUGCAGUGGGAGGUGGGUUGAGAUUCAGGAAGACAGGGACGCCAACAGCACCGGCGACAGCUCGAACCAGGUGUAGAGACAUUGGAAGUCCAUGAAUACAACAGCAAAAAGCGACCCCUAAGAGGCAUGCGCUGACCCAAUGUUUUGUAAUGGAUGACAUGGAGUUAUGAUGGUAAGGCAAAGGAUGACAUGCGAUGGAAGUGCUCCACGAUGGACAAUGAUUCCCCUUUUUUGCUUCGAUUUGGCCAGGCUCCAAACUUUGGGACUGAUGUUUGGCUGCGUUGGAUUUUCAAGUUACCUCGUUAUAGUAGAGAAGAGGGGAUGACAUAAAAUGGCGUCUCGGGUAGCGCCUAUCAACAAGCAAUGAUUUUCUACCUUCAAUGUCACAGUCAGCAACUUAUCAAACGUUGCACCCUUCACCCAUGCCGAG